CUACUACUAUGUUGUCUGUUCCGAACAUGAGAUCACCUGAAAAAAGGUUGCUGGCAGGGUUUUACCUUGCUCAAUCCUGUUUUUGGUGCAGCUGCAACUUCAAUCCCACAGUUUCAUUGUCGGUAGUAUCACGUAAAAUUCAGAAGCCUGCCACAGCACUAACUACCAAGAAAACGAAGCUUAAUUCUUUCAGACUCAUUGAAUCAAACAGUUGGUGGGCACAACAAGGAGAAGAAGAAAAGAGUGUUCUUUUUAGAUGUUAAUCCACUCUGUUAGGAAGGAAGCAACCCAGCUUGAACUUUUUUCUUCGAUGGCUCUCUCUUUUCCUCUCCCAAGUCAGCCAUGCUGACCCUGUCAUUGCUCAGGUUGUUGAUGGAGAAAGAGGUAGUGAGCAUUGUAGACAGUUACUACCUUGUUAUAAAGCACAGAGAACAAAGUUCAUGAGACACUUAUCAUCUUCAGAGACUUUCAAAAGGAUAUGUUGGCAAGUCCUAUCAAGCUAUCAGCGAUGUUCUUCGAAAAUGCAAUGUGCCUUGCAAGAUGAAAGCAUGUCGAUUAUAAAAGUCGAUGGCCGAUGAUGUUGUGGCGACACUUGCGGGACAAGUUCUCAAUAAAGGAUUUCGAGUGGUGAUAGCCUCCCCUGAUAAGGAUUUCAAGCAGCUUAUCUCUGAAGAUGUGCAAAUAGUUAUGGCAUUGCCAGAGUUAAGAAGGUGGUCCUUCUACACGAAACACUACAAAGAUCAGUAUAAUUAUGACCCCCAAUCUGCUCUGAGUCUUAGAUGUAUAGUAGGUGAUGAAGUAGAUGGUGUUCCUGGUAUCCAACACGUGGUCCCUAGUUUUGGUCGAAAGACUGCUGUGAAACUUGUUAAGAAGCAUGGAUCAUUGGAAAAAUUAUUAAGUGCAGCUGCAAUAGGGACUGUGGGCAACCCAUAUGCACAAGAUGCCCUUACAAAGUAUGCCGAUUACUUAGGCCGAAACUAUCAAGUUCUUGCCUUGAAAAGAAGAAUUGACAUGCCAAAAAUUUAAUGUUGCAUAGUUAGAGGGACUCCAAUCUAUGCAAAUGAGAUCAAAGCUGUGUUAAGUUAGCAAAGGGCCAGCUAAACUUCAGUGGAGAAAGAUUGAGUCACAUUGUCUUGCACAAGAUUGAUCCAUUACCACCAUAUCAAUGAACAAUAUUCAAGUAAUAGGGAAGAAUUGGAGGCUAUUAUUUAGACAACACUAAACAGUAAACAUGAUUCAUUGAAGAGUCGAGACAUUUCCAUUUUCAGUGGGUAUUACAUG
Messenger RNA from Arachis duranensis, 1281 nucleotides. RefSeq lists its product as uncharacterized. Gene Ontology annotation, biological process: DNA replication, Okazaki fragment processing. The record is from RefSeq and is a predicted model, not a curated record. NCBI's taxonomy places the organism in Eukaryota, Viridiplantae, Streptophyta, Magnoliopsida, Fabales, Fabaceae. Gene Ontology annotation, molecular function: DNA binding; 5'-flap endonuclease activity.